This is a messenger RNA of Gastrolobium bilobum, 2313 nucleotides long. Its product is annotated as protein LUTEIN DEFICIENT 5, chloroplastic. The record is from RefSeq and is a predicted model, not a curated record. The coding region runs from base 105 to 2024 and encodes 639 amino acids. Gene Ontology annotation, biological process: xanthophyll biosynthetic process. Gene Ontology annotation, molecular function: oxidoreductase activity, acting on paired donors, with incorporation or reduction of molecular oxygen; heme binding; beta-carotene 3-hydroxylase activity. Lineage: Eukaryota; Viridiplantae; Streptophyta; Magnoliopsida; Fabales; Fabaceae. Gene Ontology annotation, cellular component: chloroplast. The transcript has 15 exons.
AGUUUUACAAAGAAACUGAUGAGUGUUGUGUAUUAUAACCACUUACUUAUCUGUUUGUGUUUGUGUAUUUGUAUGUUACUUUGUUAACUACAAUUGUGUUAUCUAUGGCUUCCCAUUUUGCUCUUCUUCAUGCUCCUCCUCCUCUUUCUAUUCCCACUCAACGCUUCCAUGCCAAACAGAUUCGCAUGAAUGGAUUCAAACCCAACACCACUUUUUCUUAUUCUUCUUGCUUUCCAUGUUCCACAUCAUUACCACAAAGAGGAUCUCGUUCACCAAUGAUUGCUGCAUGCUCUUCCUCAAAUGGAAGAGACCCUGAUUCGGGGGAUGAUGGUGUCAAAAGCAUGGAGCGUCGUCUUCUUGAAGAGAAACGACGAGCUGAAUUGUCUGCUAGGAUUGCCUCAGGAGAAUUCACCGUGAACCAGAAAUCUGGUUUACCUUCUAUGCUGAAGAAGAGCUUGUUAAAGGUGGGUUUGCCCAAUGAGGUUGUGGAUUUUUUAUUUGGUUGGGUUGAAGGAAGUGGCAAGUACCCCAGAAUUCCUGAGGCUAAAGGGUCAAUCAACGCCAUUCGAAGUGAAGCAUUCUUCAUUCCCUUGUAUGAACUUUACCUCACAUACGGUGGGAUUUUCAGAUUGACAUUUGGACCAAAGUCCUUUCUGAUAGUAUCUGAUCCGUCUAUUGCAAAACACAUAUUGAGAGACAAUUCUAAGGCUUAUUCAAAGGGUAUCUUGGCUGAGAUCCUAGAGUUUGUAAUGGGGAAAGGGCUCAUCCCAGCUGAUGGGGAAAUAUGGCGAGUCAGACGACGUGCUAUAGUCCCAGCAUUGCAUCAGAAGUAUGUAGCAGCUAUGAUUGGCCUUUUUGGACAAGCUACAGAUAAGCUCUGUCAGAAGCUAGAUGAAUCCGCAUCUGAUGGAGAAGAUGUUGAGAUGGAGUCGCUUUUCUCUCGAUUGACCUUGGACAUCAUUGGCAAGGCAGUAUUCAAUUAUGAUUUUGAUUGUUUAUCAAAUGACACUGGUAUAGUUGAGGCUGUUUAUACUGUACUGAGAGAAGCAGAAGAUCGAAGUGUUGCUCCAAUUCCAGUCUGGGAUAUCCCAAUUUGGAAAGACAUAUCUCCACGUCAAAGGAAGGUUACUGCAGCUCUCAAAUUGGUCAAUGAUACACUUGAUGAUCUGAUAGCAAUAUGCAAGAGUAUGGUGGAUAAAGAAGAGUUACAGUUUCAUGAGGAGUACAUGAAUGAACAAGAUCCAAGUAUUCUUCACUUCUUGUUGGCAUCAGGAGACGAUGUGUCAAGUAAGCAACUCCGGGACGACUUAAUGACAAUGCUGAUUGCUGGACAUGAAACCUCAGCUGCUGUUUUGACUUGGACCUUUUAUCUUCUAUCCAAGGAACCUAGUGUCAUGUCCAAGCUUCAAGAAGAGGUUGACUCUGUUCUUGGAGAUCGAUUUCCAACUAUUGAAGACAUGAAGAAACUCAAAUAUACGACUAGAGUGAUCAACGAGUCAUUGAGGCUUUACCCACAACCACCCGUGUUAAUUCGUCGCUCUCUUGAGGAUGAUGUUCUUCGAGAGUAUCCUAUAAGAAGAGGUGAAGAUAUCUUUAUAUCUAUAUGGAACCUGCAUCGCAGUCCAAAACUGUGGGAUGAUGCUGAUAAGUUUGAACCUGAAAGAUGGGCGUUAGAUGGACCUAACCCUAAUGAGACGAAUCAAAACUUCAAAUAUCUACCAUUUGGUGGAGGACCACGGAAAUGUGUAGGUGAUUUGUUUGCUUCAUAUGAGACUGUAGUGGCACUUGCAAUGCUUGUUAGACGGUUCAAUUUUCAAAUGGCAAUUGGAGCUCCACCAGUUGUGAUGACUACUGGAGCGACAAUUCAUACGACACAAGGGUUGAAGAUGACUGUAACACACAGGAUAAAACCUCCUAUUGUGCCCUCAUUACAGAUGUCAACAUUGGAAGUGGAUCCAUCCAUGAGCCUUUGCGAUAAGGAUGAAAUAAGCCAGAAAGGGGAAGUUUAUCAGGCUCAGUCCUAAUUGCCGGUGUAGCACAACAUCAACCAUACAAUAUAAAAUGAGUGGAGGAAAAAAUUAAAAAAUGUAGAGUUAUUUUCUAUCUUCAUACUACUUAAGUGAAUCUUGUAGUAAAGUGAGGUUUUAUGCUCGCUCCUUUCUCUUAAAAUCUUUUACAUCCUUAUGGUUCUUCUUAAAAAGAGUAGAAUUCACGAAUUAUAGAUUUAUAAUUGUAGUUUUAAAUAAGGCAGACAGGAGGCUACAUAAAAUAAAUGGAGAAGGAUCCGUUUAUAAUUUUUUUUUUUACAAAUUA